AUGAUUAUCUACAAGGACCUCAUCACCGGCGACGAGAUCGUCUCCGACUCUUACGACCUCAAGGAGGUUGACGGCGCUGUCUACGAGGCCGACUGCAAGAAGAUCACGAUCGGUGGCGAGGACUUCGACGUCGGCGGUAACCCCUCUGCUGAGGAGGGCGGCGAGGAUGUCGACGACACAAAGGAGACCGUUAUCGACAUCGUCCACUCCUUCCGCCUCAACUCCACCUCCUUCGACAAGAAGAGCUAUCUCACCCAUCUCAAGGGCUACAUGAAGCAGGUCAAGGAGGGCCUCAAGAAGAACGGUGCCAGCGACGAGACCAUCACCGAGUUCGAGAAGAACGCACAGGGAUACGCCAAGAAGAUCGUUAGCAACUUCAAGGACUACGAGUUCUUCACGGGCGAGUCCAUGGACCCAGAUGGAAUGAUCGUCCUCCUCAACUACCGCGAGGAUGGCAUCACUCCAUUCGUGACUGUCUGGAAGCACGGUCUCACCGAGAUGAAGGUCUAG
This is a messenger RNA of Zasmidium cellare ATCC 36951, 510 nucleotides long. RefSeq lists its product as uncharacterized. Gene Ontology annotation, molecular function: calcium ion binding. Bases 1 to 510 code for a protein of 169 amino acids. Gene Ontology annotation, cellular component: cytoplasm. The transcript is spliced from 3 exons. NCBI's taxonomy places the organism in Eukaryota, Fungi, Ascomycota, Dothideomycetes, Mycosphaerellales, Mycosphaerellaceae. The record is from RefSeq and is a predicted model, not a curated record.